AUGACAAUGGAAAAGUUGAUUUCCUAUUUCCUCUUGGUCAUCCUUUGCUCCAUUCCAAUCACAGCCGCCAGCGACGAGGAGUUUUUCUUGCGAUCCGCAAAAUGGGCCAAACUUGCCCCAUCAGGUGGCAGUCUUGUGUCGGGUAGAGGCAACUUCAGACCCGGUUUUGCUGACCGAUCAUGGCGAUCGGCUAUCUACGAACCGACUUUCACUCUCAGAAAGAGAAGUGGACCGGUGAGGAUAAUUUCUGCCGCUGAACCUCUCUAC
Molecule: messenger RNA, 267 nt
Organism: Mesorhabditis belari
Lineage: Eukaryota; Metazoa; Nematoda; Chromadorea; Rhabditida; Rhabditidae
Source: the annotation of a GenBank genome assembly